Messenger RNA from Lytechinus pictus (painted urchin), 8289 nucleotides. RefSeq lists its product as uncharacterized. The record is from RefSeq and is a predicted model, not a curated record. The coding region runs from base 2883 to 4259 and encodes 458 amino acids. The transcript is spliced from 11 exons. NCBI's taxonomy places the organism in Eukaryota, Metazoa, Echinodermata, Echinoidea, Temnopleuroida, Toxopneustidae.
UACAAAUGUGUAUUUCCACCACUUAAUUUGCAGAUAAUGAAAUAGACCAACUUGGUCUAUGUCUUGUGAAUGAAACAACUGCUAAAGAGCUCAUCCCCCCGGUGGGACCAAGGCUCAAGUUCUUAUUAAAAUUGAAAGAGCUUCAGGGAAAAAUUUCCAGGGACUUGGUGGCACUUUCCUUGGCCUGUGGUUCUAUAUGACAUUAUGGAAUACAUUUGCCCAAAGUGUGGAGUGUUAAUAUCCAGAGACUCAAAAGUACUUCUGUGGCACUUGGAAAACAUUCACAAUGUAAUCAAAGGUCGAGUUUUUACUGAAAUUGUAAGAUGCACUCAAGAAGGCUGUCAAAGAACAUUCUCAGGCAGGACAGAGCAGUUUAAACGCCAUUUGAGUUCACAUUUGGGUACUAAUGAUCCAUAUGCUCAAGCAGUUGCUCAGCAUUCUGAUGAUGACUUAGAUGAUGACCUACCUGAAAACAUUGAGAAUAAUGUUGCAGAAGAAAAUACUGUUAUGUGGGACAAUUUUGGUGAGGCAGAACUUAAAGAGCAAGUUGUUAUGCUCGUUGCAGGUUUAUUGGGCUCUAGCAGUGUUGUACAUUCAACUGUGAACCAUGUCAUAGAAAAGUCAGCAUCUUUAAUGGAAGAUGUUUGUGACUAUGUAAAACAUAAAUGUAGACAAUUUGCCAAUGCUGUUGGCAUCCCAGAAGAAGAAAACACUUUUCAAAAACUCCUUGGAGAUAUAGAUGCAAUACCACAACCUUUCAAGAGUAUGGAUACUGAGCACAAGCGAAAGAAAUUCUUUGAAAACUGUUCUUCUUUUAUUCAGCCAGAGCAACUGCCACUUGGAAUUAGAUACAUUCAAUGCAAUGACCGUGCUACAGGAAAUGUGCAACAGAUAAUGAAAACUGUAUCAUACCAAUAUAUACCAAUACAAACGCUAAUCAAGCUGUUAAUUGAAGAAACAGAUCUUCUUAAACUGUCUCAGCAAUAUGAACCAAGCAAAGACGGCUUGAUGCGGGACUUCCAUGAUGGCACAUAUUGUAAGCAAAGUGAGUUUUUCUCAAGCCAACAUACAUUUAAGUUAAUAUUGUACAUAGAUGACUUUGAGGUGACUAAUCCGCUCAGUCCAAAGUCUGGAACCCAUAAGCUUGGAGGAGUAUACUUCAAAAUUGCAAAUGUGCCUCCCAGGUAUAGAUCGCGUCUGUCAAAUAUCUACCUUGUGAUGUUGUAUAAUGCAAGUGAUGCAAAACUCUUUGGAUUUCACAAAAUAUUUGCACAAUUUGUCGAGGAUAUGAAGCUUUUGGAAACAGAUGGUAUUGACAUUCAACAUGACAACUUCUAUGGAAAUGUCAAAGUUAGCAUUGCUCAAGUUGUUGGAGACAAUUUAGGGAUCCAUUCCCUUCUGGGGUUUGCAGAGGGAUUUACUGCAAACUUUCCCUGUAGACAUUGUAAAAUGCACCGUAAUGAGACAAAACGUGCGUUAAUUGAAGAAAAGGAAGCAUUGCGAACACCAGAGAAUUACCAGCAUGACCUUAAUCGAGAAAAUCUGCAAGAAACUGGUAUCAAGUCUUCCUGUGUCCUUGAUGACUUAACUCACUUUCAUACAACUUCAAACAGAGCCCCAGAUAUCAUGCAUGACAUACUUGAAGGUGUAUACCCCCUUGAAGUAAAACUAGUGCUUCAUGAACUAAUUCAGAAGGGAUAUUUCACUGUAGACCAAUUGAAUGCUAGAAUUACAAGUUACAACUAUGGGUAUGGAGAUGCAAGCAACAAACCUUGUACGUACUCAGUGAAUCAGCUGCGUUCACCUGAUGGAUCAGGAGGACAAAACGCAGGCCAGAUGUGGUGUUUGAUUCGUCACAUUGGAGUUAUGCUUGGUGAUCUCAUUCCAGAAGAUGAUCCUCACUGGGAAUUAUUAUUGGCAUUACAAGACUGCAUGGACAUUGUGUUUGCACCAGUGAUUAGUAGAGGAGAUGUCUUGUUUCUUGAGCAACUGAUUAAAGAUCAUCAUAUGAUAUAUCUCGAGUUGUUUCCUGAGCGACACUUAAAACCAAAACACCAUUUCAUGUUGCAUUACCCAUCAGCUAUGCAUUUGCUAGGUCCACUCAUAACAUAUUGGGUGAUGAGGUUUGAGGCGAAGCACAAUUUUGCAAAACGCCUUGCACACAUUGUCUGCAAUUUUACCAACAUAACAAAAACACUAGCCUAUCGUAACCAAAUGCAGCUCUGCUAUUUGGUAAUGAGUAGACAGACAACAGUAGAAAGGGAAUUUGAAGUAGGACCAGGCACAUCAGUAAUUUUGGCAUCCUUAGAAGAUGCUGAUGUGAUUGCUCAGAGUGUUGAAAUUCCACUGUAUGAUGAAGUUUACAGAGCACAUUGGUGUAAAGUCCAUGGUAUAGUGUAUCAAGAAAAUAUGAUGGUAGUGGUUGAUAAAACUGGAGAUGGAGAUCCCCUGUUUGGCAAAAUUGGAGUGGUGCUUUCUGUUGGUACCAGUGUCUUCCUGGUGUGUGACCUGUGGGAGACUGUUGGGUUUCGCCAACAUUUCCAUGCAUAUGUUGUACAGCCAGCUCCAGCAAAGAAUGUUUGUGUUGUUAAACCUGAGGAUCUGGAUGUUUUCUACUCCUUGCAUGCUAAUCAGUCGUAUGCAGAAGAGGAUAGAAAUUACUACAUAAGCAUGAGACAUAAAUAAGCUGAGCAUAUGCUUCCUCUGCAUACAGUAUGCUGUUCUACAUACUACACACUUUCAACCACAACUCUCACUAGUUCCUGACCCUAUGCAUACUGGUUGAUACUACUCAAUCCAAAUCAUGUACAUCAGCUUGGCUGUACCACUUGGAUAGCACUGCUUGUACGGAAAGGAGGAGACAUAAAUAGACAUCAAGCACCAUGCAUGAAUCUGAUGAUGACAUUGAUGAGCAGCCAAGCACGAGUACUAUAGGACCCAAGAUGCCAAAGUCCAACAAUGCACCAAGCCAUGACAAGAAACGUGAAGUGCCCAUGAGUGCCUCUGGUACUCAGUCCAGCUCAAACAACAUUGGAGCCAAGAGGCCAAAGUGUGACUUUGACAUGGCAGAUAUUUUAUUGAAGCGGCAGAAUGGAGAGAAGCUGGUGAAGGAAUUAGAAGAAGGAUGCCUUAGUUACAUGUCUCGUAAAGAUAUUGUCAAGACGUUGGUAUCCCACCUCAUGACCCAGUAUGGAGACAGACCAUCAAAGGAUGUAAAAGUGGCAAUGGCAAAAGCUAUUGUAAGUCAGUUCCCAAUGAUGAACAACAAGGAAGGUGAUGCACAUCUGACCUGGUUUUCUCCUUCACAAGUGAUGGAAAAUGGGAAAAAAAAGGAUUCCUCAGGUUACCUUGAAGUCCGACUGCGUAAUGUGAGAAACAGGUCAACAGUGAAAAUUGGACCAAUGUCUAGUUCAACGAAGCCACAUCGAGUCCUUACCAGCACAGCAAAGUUGAAUCUAUCAAAAGGUGGUGAUGUAGAAGAUAUUGAUGGGAAAAUAAAGUGGCUGAAACACCACACAGAGCCAAAACAGCAAGUGAAAACUUGGAUGCAAGAAACAUGCACAGCACGGGCCUCAUUUAUCCGGGAAAACAAAGGCCUUCCUGCAAAGGAUCUUCUUGAAAGAUUUCCACGUCUUAUUGACAGUGAUGGCAUGGUGGAUCAGGACUUCCGAAUCCUGUUCCCGAAGUCAGCUGAUGCCUUGUUCGUGAAAUGGCCAAAGUACAUUGACCUCAUCUUGAAAUAUGCUGAAAAGCAGAACUUUGAGCAGCACUUGCGAUGCGAGGAAGCCAAAACUGAUGCAGAGAAAUGUAACCUGUCCUUUUUGGUUCUUCCCUUUCUAUUUCCACCCGGCCAAAUCAGAGGAAGUAAGUCUUCCAAAAGCAGAUAUGUUCGUGCAACUGUUCAGGAAGCAAGUGCUUCAUUCAUACAACGAAGAGAAAUUGGAACAAACAUCCCACAAUUCCUGGAGGAAAACAGGCAUGCACAACCGUUUGUCCUAGCCCUAGGCAAUAGGAUGCUGCUUCCAGAACAAGUGUUUGUCAUCGUGGAACAAUUUACCAUCCCUUGUUCUGAUCUCCUUCAGGGAGUAGACAGAUGCUUCAAGCUCAUCUACAUACUUGAUGUUGAGUUCCCUUGGGAAUGUCAACAUGUCUGGGAUUUUCUUCAGAAGUGUAUGUUUAGGCUUGGGGAGGGGAAGGGAAGGGAUUCAUCAGUUCCAGCAGUAACCCUCCUUCGAAACUUCCUUGAAAACCAAAUGUAAUUAAUCAUAUGGCAUAAAUCUAAGUACUGCAUGAGUCCUUGUACAGCCCACAAAUGUAGCAACUCACACAAAUGUAGUAAAACAUCUCCCACAGACGUAGUAAAAGUGUCUCCCACAAACCUAGAUAGCUAAUUCUUUGACUCUUAAAACUAAAUUUCCAACUCUUUACCCAGUGUACACUGUGAUGAAAUCAUCUAGAGGUAAGUGGUACUUCUUUAGGCAUCUUAACAUGUAUAGUUUUUUUUUGUUACACCGUUUUAACAAUUCAGAAACGUGGGAGUCCCAUUUCAGGUUUGAUUGGGUAAUCACACCUAAGAUUUUAGCCUUAUCCACUGAAUUUCGCUAAUACCAAUUGACAGGAACGAAAUCAACCUGUGUUUUUUUGCGAAGGAUACAGAUAUAAUGGUACAAUUGUUUUAGGUUAUCCAUGAUAUUGAAUCUGAAUUGUUCCAUUGAGAAUGCAUCAUCUUGAAUUAUCUCAAAGUAUAAGUGUUUGAGAAAAGUGCUGUUCAUGCCCUAUCAGUUGUGGUUUUCAACAGCAAAAGUGUAUAUGUGUUGAAAUAAUGUAGCAACAAUUUGUUUUUAUGUACACCAACUAUGUACCGGUAUGUUAGACAUGUUAUGGACAUUUAAAGGCCAAAUCCAUUUCAGGUUCACGCUCAUUUUAAUAGGGUAAACAUUUUCAAGCACAGCAGUAAAAAAUGAUGUAAAUUAGAUUAAAAUUAAGGAAGUUAUUACAUUUUGAAGUUCUUGAAACUUCUUCAACGAUUAUAUAUGAAUAUGCAAAUAAGUGACUUGAUGACAUCAUCGCCUGACAAUUUUCCAUUCAUUUUUUACAAAUAAAUGACAAAAAUUUCACAUUUCAGCUUUGUGAAUAUUAAACUCACCUUAAUUCCUCUCUAAAUAGUUGCAGAAUAUUGUUAACUAAUAUAUUUUGUUAUGAGGGAGACUUUCACAUGUUAUAGCUAAAAAGGUUAAUGUUUCAGAUUUUGUUUGUACAAAAUAUAUGGCGAGUUAUGAGGCUAUGACAUCAACUCACUCAUUUGCAUAUUCAUAUUGAUGUUUCAAGAAAUGUUUCAUCGAAAUUUGCAAAAUUUAAUAACUUCCUGAUUUCUAAUCCGAUUUUAAUCAAAUUUUCACUGAUCUAUUUGAAAAUAGUUACUCUUUCUCCUGAAAUUAACUUAAUCUGGACCGGAUUCAGCCUUUUAAUACUUCAGAGCAGAAAUGUAUAUAUGUUUGAAUGAAUGUAGGAAAUCACAAUUUUUUAAAGUUGAUGUGUGUCACAAUUUUGAUGAAUAUGUGAUGCGCUUUAAAGGGAUAGUUGAGUAGUGGAUGACUAGUCUAAAAUCAUCUUCGAAGUGUCUGUAGUUGUUGUGUCAAACUUCUAAAGACCUUAACUCCUGAAUUGUUCAUCUGAUUUUGCUCAAACUUUUACUAAUUUAUGUAUAUAUAAGUACUCUUCUGAUAGUCACAUGUAGAUUUCUGGGUUUAAUUCCCCAUUAUGAAUUAUUUACUCAUCUGUAUGUGGCAUUAAAAUAGCAGUCUGAAGACUUAAAACUGCAUCAAUUGGCAACAAAAUUACUAGGGGGUAACCAUAGUGACACAAUUGGUAAGCAUUUUCUCUUCCAAAAUUAUCAGGUAUAAAAAUAAUACUGAUUCAAAUGUAUAGUGAACACUGGGUUCCGAUCUACGCCCAAUCCUGUCGAACACAGUUGAAAUGUGUGACGUCACAGAAAGGAGCAAAUUUCCCCAAGCAGACGACGUCCUACUAUAACGUACACAAUUUCAAAGCAACGUUUUAUCCUGUAUAAUUAGUUUGUCAUAGGUGUAAGGGAAACAAAUGCAAAGAGAAACUUAGACAGACCCCUGAUAUUUCACUUUUGUGUUGAACAGGCCGAUGAACAGGGAUAAUUGACGGCAUUCGCUGACUUUGCUCUCGACAUAGGUAACUAGGUGAAAACUGCAUAUACAGCGGCCAUGGCGGUGUGACCAUUAUAGUAUACAACCGUAUUGUAUUGUGGGACUUUUAAAUGCGAAAGUGGAAUUUGUACCUUUUCAGAAAGGUAAUUUAUCCUUGCAGUGAACGUUUUUGAGCAGGACAUUUUACUUUCCACGGUCUGUGAAACUUCUUUCUAAUGGCAUAGGCAAAAACCCAAGUUUGCAAUAAAAUAAACCAAUUUUCAGAGAAUUAAGAGCACUGAAAAUGUAUCCAUAAGCUAUAGACAUCGUCUGCUUGGGUUGGUAUACUCCCUUCUGUGGCAUCAUUAGAACAUUGCCGUAUUUCUUCCGAUGUUCUGGUACUUAAUAAAAAAAUUUCGAUUUCAUUUAAAUUGUUUUAGCACCUGGUAUGACAUUUACCAAAAUCUUCAGGCUAUCUACAAGAUAUUAGGGUACUUUUAGACAUGAAUUAUCCGUAGCUAUAAUUUUCUUUCAUUGUCUACUUUAACAUUUGAAUUUGGCAUCACCAGAACGAGAGUGCUGCUCUUUAUAUUAUACAGUGCGUAUAAAAAAACGGACACACUUGAAAAGUCUAAAAUUUUCAUUUGUUUCAAAUUGUGAUGUCUAUGUUUUGGUGUUAAUAGGUGCUCUGAAGUCUUAUCUUUCAAAUGCCAUUUAAAAAAUUAGUUUUGUUCAUGCUUUACCGAACACGGAAUGUUUUUGUCUGGGUUUUAAAAAGGAGGCUUGCGCAAAAAUGGCAUAAAAUGAAAAUAUGAUGAUCGGACUUCUUGCUAAUCAGCAGACCUCCUCUCAACUUUUUCAUUAUCUCUGCCAUAAUUUUCUAAUUAUGCGGUCAAAAUUCAUUUUCAAAUCUUUACUUGCUUGAAUUUAAAUUUUUUUUUUAAAGUAUGUUCUCUUUUAGCUUUGAAUAUUCCUUCUUUAAGCAAAAACAUUUUUUUUUUUCAAACGAAGUAUGGGAAAGCGUGUUUUUUUUCAAAUCCUUUCAUUGUGUGCUAAAAACGUUAUGGUGCCUUUAAACAGUGCCAUACAGAUGGGCGGGGGCUCGGGGAUGUCCCCCCCCAAAAAAAAAAAAUAAUAAUAAUAAUAAUGACCAAGAAAAAAGUGGAAAGGAAAUAAAAGGAAAGAUAGAAAGUGAAAUAUGAUAUUAUUUUCUGAAUAUUAUUUCAGAAUCUGUCUCAAAAUUGGAUAGUUUAAUAAAAAGGUGGAAAUUUUUGCUUGCACACCCCGCUCGCUUACAAUUUUUUAAUACAUUUUACCCAAUCUGCCAUACCUAGCUCCUUCAAAAUUGACUCAAUACACCAUUGCCAUUGAAAGAUAUGUAUCCUUUCCUAGUUAUCCUGUCAAGCACAUAAUUAAACUUGGUCAAGAAAUCAAUAACCCCUUGAAAAAUGGAUUCAUGUCUUUUAAGGGUACCAUAACAUAAUUUGUUUCUUUGAUUUGAAUAAGUACAGGUUUUCGCAAUUAAUAAUGCAAAUCUUCUUGUAUGGGUUGACAAAAGGUCUUCUUUUCUUACUUAUGAAGGAAAAUUCAAAGGUAAAAGAAGUUUAAAUGAAAAAAAAUAACUCGAGUAAAUAAAGUUUGACCGCAUAAUCGAAAGUUAUGGCACAGAUAAUGAAAAAGUUAAGAGGAAGUCUGCUGAUUAGCAAGAAAUCUGAUCAUCAUACUACUCAUAUUCUGCCAUUUUGGCGCUAAAAACGUCCCGUGUUUGCUCAAGCAUGAACAAAAAUUAUUUCUUUAAAUGGCAUUUCAAAGAUAAUAUUUCAGAGCAUAUUUUAACAUCAAAAUAUAAAUAUCAUAAUUUCAAAAAAAAAAAUUUAAGAAUUUUCAAAACUGUCCCGUUUUUGUUUAAUACGCACUGUAUAUAUAUAUAUAUAUAUAUUAUGUCUCGUUAUUAUUUCAUUAUUGAUAUUAUCAUUGAUUAAUAUUAUCCUUUUUGAUAUGUGCUGCAUAUGUUUUGGCUAUAUGCCAAUAGAUUUUGUUUGUGUGUGAGCUGAUGAACUUCAUAACAUUUACAUUAUGAUUGUAUUGAUGAUGUUGAUUAAUGGCAUUAAAAAUUGAAGUUUAAAACAUA